AUCAACAUCUUUUAAAGGUGUUUAACUCAAAAUCUAAGUAGAGGCUUUGUGUUUACACGCUUUUUGGUGUCGAGUGAUCCAUCGCGACACCCCCCUCUUUUUGCCCAGUCGAUGGUAUAGUCCUAACGUCCAGCUGAUUGCUUUGAGUACCGUUCAAUUCUUCCAGUUCAAACUGAGCCGUUUUCUUUCACUUAUCGGGAAGAUUUUCUGUUUUUUAGCCGAAAAAGGGAUCGAGCUCGUCUCCGGGUUUUCCACCGAUUUGUGGACUUUAAACCGAAGACAAACGAGGAGGAUAUAUAUAUAUUUUUUUUAACUUGAAACUUGAAUGUUGGAUCGUUUUUUGCUCGCUGAACGACCAGGCCCCGGACUCAUCCCCAGCCUCGCGUUGCUGCCACCUCGGGGUUUUUGUUGGUCGUCAUGGGAGACACCAGCGAGCGAAGCAAAGCUCCGAGUCUACCUCCGCGGUGCCCCUGUGGAUUCUGGGGGUCCAGUAAAACUAUGAAUCUCUGCUCCAAAUGUUUUGCUGACAUCCAGAAGAAGCAGCCAGGAGAGGACUGCACCUCCAAGCCCAUCCAAAGCACCGGGAGUAGUAGCCAAUCGCCCGUUUUCAGUAGCGAGACGAGCAGUAGCAGUAGCCAAUCCCCUUUGUCGUCGUCGCCGCCCUCCAGCUCUGAGCAGCCGUCAGCGGAAGAGUCCUCGCCCACAUUUCCCAGCAUGAGGGAAGGCGUGUCGUCCACAGAAACAGCCCAAGGCACCCUCUGCACACCCACAAAACGUCCACGAGAAUCAGCGUCGGGCUCGGAGAGCGAGGCCACGCCGGAGAAACGGCCGCGGACAGACGAGCAGCAGCAGCAGCAGCAGGAGGAGGAGGAGGAGGGGAGCAGCGAGGAGGCCCGCGGGACGCCCAAGCAGAAGAACCGCCGGCGCUGCUAUCGCUGCCAAACCAAACUAGAGCUGGUGCAGCAGGAGCUGGGCUCGUGUCGCUGCGGCUACGUGUUCUGCAUGCUCCACCGUCUCCCCGAGCAGCACGACUGUCUGUUCGACCAUCUGGGCCGCGGGCGUGAGGAGGCCGUCCUCAAGAUGGUGAAGCUGGACCGCAAGGUGGGCCGCUCGUGCCAACGCAUCGGGGAGGAGUGCUCCUGAUUUGCCACGCCCGCGUUUUAUGACCCGCCAUCCGGUUAGAGAUGAGGCGCUUACAAAGAGGAGGAGGAACGAGGAGGAGGAGGAGGAGGAGGAAUGACAUG
Molecule: messenger RNA, 1244 nt
Organism: Labrus bergylta (ballan wrasse)
Lineage: Eukaryota; Metazoa; Chordata; Actinopteri; Labriformes; Labridae
Product: AN1-type zinc finger protein 3
Molecular function (GO): DNA binding; zinc ion binding
Source: RefSeq, a predicted model, not a curated record